Molecule: messenger RNA, 1728 nt
Organism: Pimephales promelas (fathead minnow)
Lineage: Eukaryota; Metazoa; Chordata; Actinopteri; Cypriniformes; Leuciscidae
Biological process (GO): epidermis development; positive regulation of transcription by RNA polymerase II
Cellular component (GO): nucleus
Molecular function (GO): DNA-binding transcription activator activity, RNA polymerase II-specific; RNA polymerase II cis-regulatory region sequence-specific DNA binding; promoter-specific chromatin binding
Source: RefSeq, a predicted model, not a curated record
GAAAGAGUGAAACGGACAGACGUUCACACACCCCGAACAAACACCUGUUACAAGACACGAGCGACUGCUGCAGGACAAGUGCGAGGGUCAUUUAUACGCUUCUGUGUUUAAAAACGAGCAUUAUCCUUCUCUGCAAACCCUAAAUGGCCACGAUGGACAUCCCCGCGAAGGAGCGUAAGCCGAAGAAGCCUCACUACAUCCCACGUCCCGCCGGGAAACCCUUCCGGUACCAGUGUUUCCAGUGUCCCUUCACCUGCAACCAGAAAUCCCACCUGUUCAACCACAUGAAGUACAACCUGUGUGACGUAUCCAUGUCCGUGAGCUCCCGACCCGGCAGACGAGAGGAAAACAACCCCUCCACACACACGGAUGAAGACGAGGAGGACCCGGAGAUCCCAGAGGAGAUCCCAGUGGAUCAAACGGCGUCCUCAUCCAAGGAAACUCCCUGGACCGUGUUCAAACCGGAAGCGAUUCGUCCUCUCACUCCCGCGUCCGUCUGGAGGCCUCCGGUGCCGUUCACUCCCGGUGCUCCGAACCUCCUAAACAAGCCACUCGUUCAGGAGCGAGCCGAAGAUUUCCCGUAUCAUCCGGGGUUUCAUUUCCCGUUCCCCUUCUAUGCUCCUUACAACCCGUACAGCUACGAGCCGGUCGCUCAUCCGUACGUCACUCGCGGACUCUUCCCACAGAUGCUGUUCCCCGUGGAGUGUUUCAGGAACUGCUGCACGAUCCCGACUCCCGGCGCGUACUCGUUCGGGAUCCCGUAUGAUCCGUACGCGCUCGUGGUGAAUCUGGCGGGGAAGGAGGUUCAGGCGAGUCCGGAGACGGGGCGAUCCGCUGCUGGAUCACCGGACAGACCCGACGGGUUUGAUCAUUCCCAGACAUUCCCACUACAUGAUGAGGCUGCAGCCAGCCAAUCAGAGGAGAGGGGCGUGGCCACACAGAGUCUUCCUGAGAGAGAGAAGGAAAGAGCGGGAAACGACACAUUUGAUGAUGCUUUGGUUCCUCUCAACCUCUCCAGGAGAGACAGUCCUCUGAACCUGUCAAUGAAGAUGUCUCUCGGCCAAUCACAGAGCUGCUUGCUGAAGCAGGGGGUUAUGGGUGCUGUGACAUCACAGGAAGAGGAUCAUGCGUCUGUAGAGAAGACCGCAGCGUUCGCACUCUGUCAGCUUUCUCAGUCCGUGCCUUCAAACUCACACGUCUCAAACCCUCACACUUCAGUCCGAGGUCACGUGGACCAAAGCGCUUCCACUACUUCAGAUAUUAGAUCAGAUACAAAUGCAGGAAGCCCCGCCCCCUCGGCUGAAGACCCCGCCCAUUCGGUUAAAGACCCCGCCCAUUCAUUUGAAGACCCCACCCAUUCUACAGAAGACCCCGUCCCCUCAGUGGAUGAUCCCACCCAUUCUGUUGAAGACUCCGCCCAUUCUGCUGAAGACUCCGCCCAUUCUGUUGAAGACUCCGCCCAUUCUGCUGAAGACUCCGCCUCCUUGUCUGUUGCGUUUCAAACACGGACAGAAAGACAAGGAAAACGCAACACGAAGAGAAAACAGACGAGUCUCAGCAAACACAAUCUGAGGAAGAGAAUUAGCCGUUAAUGUCUGAAAAUCACGGCAGAUCAACAUCAAUAAAGCCUGUAAAUAAGAAUAUUUUAUAUAAGCAACAGUUCACAUGAACUAUAGGGAGUAAAACAUCAUGUGAAGCACUGAAUUAUAUUUAUAUAAAACACUGUUU